Molecule: messenger RNA, 564 nt
Organism: Cylindrotheca closterium
Lineage: Eukaryota; Bacillariophyta; Bacillariophyceae; Bacillariales; Bacillariaceae
Source: the annotation of a GenBank genome assembly
AUGGCGUGUAGACAUAGGAACACACAAGUUGCCCAACACUUGUUGGGCGCUAUUGAAAGCCUUGAUCGACAAGCGUUUCUCGAAGCCAGGGGAGAAGACGGAUUCACACCACUGUAUGCUGCAUGUGCACGUGGAUUUGAGCCGGUCGUUCAGUUUUUAUUGAACGAAGGUUCCAAUUUGGAGGCAAAGGACGAAACGAUUGGGCUCACCCCUUUGAUCGCCGCGUCGGCUGCCGGUGAAUUGCAGGUGGUACUGUUGUUGCUUCGCCGUGGUGCAGAUAUUGAAGCAAUGGACAAUGACCAUAUGACAUCGCUUCACUACGCAUCGUUCCAAGGGCAUCAUGAGGUUGUUACAUUCAUGUUGGAUUGGGUGGAACGUGAAGGGCUCGAUCGAAAUGCUAUUGUAGAGGCAAUGGAUCGGUUUGGGAAAACCCCAUUGUGUUGGGCAUGCGAAGCAGGACAUUUGGAGGUUGCAGAAGUAUUGUUGGAUGCUGGAGCCAACGCGAAAGCAGCUGACGACCACGGUUUCACCCUCUUACACCUUGCGUCGUUGAAUGGUCAUUAA